Molecule: messenger RNA, 3874 nt
Organism: Aphanomyces invadans
Lineage: Eukaryota; Oomycota; Saprolegniomycetes; Saprolegniales; Verrucalvaceae
Product: AGC protein kinase
Exons: 5
Coding region: 53-2419 (788 amino acids)
Biological process (GO): protein phosphorylation; intracellular signal transduction
Molecular function (GO): protein serine/threonine kinase activity; ATP binding
Source: RefSeq, a predicted model, not a curated record
GGAUAAUUGACCAGUUCCAAAGAAGAAGGCCGCAUCGACCGGCAACGUCGCGAUGGACGAAGUUCUACCGCCAAGGCGAGCAAAAGCCAAGUCAUCCCCUGCGUAUCCACAGCAAUCUUCAUCCGUGCGCACACCGCAAGGGAACGGACCAAAUCUGUUGCACUUGGACACAGUUCGUCGGUACUUGCUCAAGUUAACCCCAAUCGAAGGAAAAGGUUUGUUGCCGACAGCGCGGAAUCCUUUCUGCACGCUCGUGCUUCUGGACAAAGACUUGAAGGAACUCAAGGGCGAAAAGCGUCGCACUCCGAUCGGGAAAGUCCAUCCGUCGUCACCGUCCAGCCCAAUGUGGAGUCCCUUGAAGGCGGCCGUUUUACGAAGUUUAGAAAGCGCGAAUGAAAGCAACAUGCCACUUGGAAUUGGUGUCGCAGCUGCCGCGGAAGAGUACACGUUCGGGACAACAGUGAACCUCCGAAAGGCCAAGUACGUGCUGGUCAAGUGCAAGGACAAGGGGCAAGUGCAGACGGAGGAUUUGGGGCGCCUGCUCUUGGCGUUGGACGACCUGGACACGAGCGGGAUGGAGCUUACGUCGUGGUACGACUUGCAAUUGCACACAGGGAUGAAACGCGUACAGGGGAAACUUCGCCUGUCGUGCCGAAUCAUCCGCGAGCCGUCACGGAAGCAACUGUGGCUGGCAGCCGAGCAAAUGCGAUGUGAAAUCAAAAUCAAGGACCAUUACUUGUACCUCAAGUGCCAUCCGCAGAGCUUCUCGGGUCGACAUGCAACCGAGUGGAUGUUGCGCCACGGACUGAAUCGACCGAUGAAAGGCGGGAUCACGUGUAGCACGGAAGAGGAAGCGCUGCUCAUCGGACAAUGCUGGCUCCGCGCCGGGAUCUUGACGGCGAUAUCAAGCUUUGGCGGGACAAGCGGCGGGAGCUCGUCGUUUUUUCAAAACACGUCGUGGAAGUAUUAUCGCUUUGGAGUGGACCAUUUGGACCCGUUCAUUCGAAGGGACAAACAACGCGAGUGCCAGUGUAUCCUGGAAAUGGAAGAGCUUGUCCAUGAUGUCGAAUAUGAAGACGAAGACGACAUGGCGGCGUCGGGGGCAUCCUCUCCACUGCCGUCAAGUGUGUCGGCAACCAUGCUGCACUCGAGCACGUUGUCGUCUCGAGGGAUGCAGCCGCCUCCUGCACCGUCGUCUGUGUCGGUGGCGUCUGUCACUCGAUCGGCGGCGUCAACUUCGUCCAGCCAUGAGGUAUCUGCGGGCCAAGGGCCGUCGUUCGUUCGUUCAGACCCGACAUCGCGCGCGUCACUGUCCCAGAAGAAAGCGCCACCGCCCAUUACAAUCGACGACUUUGAAUUGCUUCGCGUGCUGGGCACCGGUUCGUUUGGCCGCGUAGUGUCGGCGCGCCAUCGGGCGUCCAACCAAGUGUUUGCGAUCAAGAUUGUGCACAAAUUUGGCAUGGACGACGCGUCGAAAGCCACCGCCAAGCGCGAACGCGAUGUCCUCAUGGAAGCGACCCAUCCGUUUGUCGCGUCCUUGCACUUUGCCUUUCAAAAUGAAGACAAGCUGUACAUGGGGAUGGAGUACCUGAGCGGCGGGGACCUUCGCUACCACAUCAUGGCCCAUCACCACCAGCACGAGCAUGCACACCACAUUGCUGGCAUCAGCGGCCUAAACACCCUCUCGCCGUCUCGGAUCAAGUUGUAUGCCGCGGAAUUGGUUGCCGCGUUGGCCCAUCUCCACUCCCUGCACAUCAUUUACCGCGAUUUGAAACCCGAGAAUGUCCUGGUCGCCCGCGACGGCCACAUCAAACUUGUCGACUUUGGUCUGAGCAAAGUGACGUGCUCCGCGAGCAAGACGCUGGCGGGGUCGCCCGAGUACAUUGCCCCCGAAGUCCUUGUCCAUUCGAAAAAGGCAACGUCGGCAAGUGGCGCCAGCGGCGACGGAUACACGGACGCGUGUGACUGGUGGAGCCUCGGCGUCCUCGUAUACGAGCUGUAUGUGGGCCGCACGCCAUUCCACGACGCAAACCAAGCGAUCAUGUACCGCAACAUCGCGGAAGGACCAGUGUACAUUCCCACCGAGUGGGGCCCCGACGUUGCGUCGCUGCUGCGCGGUCUCAUCGAGCGCGACGUGUCCAAACGCCUCGGCGGCAGCACGAACGAAACCCCCGUCCCGUUUGACAUUAUGAAUCACCCGUACUUUGGCAGUAUCAACUGGGACAUUCUCCAAGCCAAAGGCGGCCCCGCGCCCGAGUGGGUGCCUGACCCAGACGAAGUGUACGUAGACGACGAGUUUCGCAGCGUCAUCCCUGUAGAUACCCCCGAAUGGCGUAUGCUGGAUGAAGUGGACCGGGCAAGGGAGCACAUUGACGGGUUUACGUUUCGACCCACGGAAGUGUUCAAGGUCCAGCCGUAGGGACAUCACGUGCAGUGAGCAAGUGGUUAACAUGUCGACUUGGAUCUCCCAACAGUGUUCACAAACGUCCGUGGGGACUGAUCUGUCCUGGUGGUGGUGCGGCCAUGUCGACGGUGUUGUGGCAAGAGAAGUACUGCACUGGGCUCGCUCCCUCGCGCCUCCUCCCCCCAAGUGUUUCAAGUCGACGACGCCAGGGAUGACGUCCCGACGUUGCUGUGAGAGCUCAAGCAUGCAUCGACAAGUCAACAUGGACGGCAAUGGUAUUUCGAUUCAAAACACGACGGCUCUGCCAUGAACUUUGGAGCGACGGGGAGACAGUUAACAUGCGGGUUUGGUGGUCGUAGGGGGCGCGGCGGUGGUCGGGACCGCGCCGCCAUUGAACAGGACGGCCGCCGACGAGUACGCGGUCAACCCAGCGUACACUUCCUUUCCGACUUGUCGGAUUGUCGAGACAGGCACAACAAAGUCGACGCCGUCGACUUCGAUCGUGAGGCCGGGUUUGGUGUAGUUGCGGAACGUGUAGUCGCGAAAGUUGCCGUACGUCAAGUAGAGGCGCUGCGCCAGGUCGUAGCUGCCACCGACGUCGGCAAUCGCAGUCUGCACCGCCUUGCCGAGGACGUAGUACUUGGACAAGUAGGGCUCGACGGGGUUGACGACGGUGUCGCCAAACGGGUACAGGACCGAGGCAGCGUUCGAGUGGAUGUCGACGCCACCGUCGAUCGUGGCCACAUUCGCCUGGAGCCACGUGUGGAUGCCGGCCGUCUCGGGUUCGCUCAGGAUAAACUUGCCAGGGUACGCGUCCGAGCCAGGCGGCUGGUGGUCGGCAUUCCAGUACGGCGACGGCCAGUUGCGGUUCAAGUCGACGCCGUUCGCGCUGACGCGGAUGUACCGGUUGGAUGUAGUCCAUGUCUUGAUGUAGCUGUCGAUGUUGACGACAGGAACGACGAUGAGGUUGUAGUUGUCGACCGGGUUGGGCUUGUUGUUGGUCAAGGCGUCGAGGGUCGCGGCCAGCGCGUAGACAGCGCCGGCCGUCGAUGCCCACUCCCGUGCGUGCUGGGCCGCUUGGACGUAAAUGGCCUUGGCGUUCUUGCCGUUGGCGACCUUGUAGCCACGGAUGACGCGGCCUUCGAACGUCGUCGACACGUCGUGGCGGGUGACGACCGUCGGGUGCUUUGUUUGGAGCGUAUCGAGGAACUCGACGAUUUGGUCGUGCGUGCGGAAGCAGUCAAAGAAACCGUUGGUGACGUACGAACCAGCGACCAGCGUAUCGAGGUACCCCGCGGUUUGGUUGUGGCACGCGCGGUUGUCGUCGGCGUCGCCUUGGGGGGACGCGGCAGCAGCAAACGCGACCAGUCCAGCCGCCAACUUCAUCGCGAAACCAAAAGUGCCACCGACCGGCGUCCCGACAGUGUUAGGGUGCAUAAGCCACUUCAACCAUCCCCGAUCACGUGGAGC